AUGAUUCUUGUGGCUUUUGGGAGUAAGGUCUGUGGAGUUUCGAUCACGUCCAAUGUCGUGGACAUAAUAUUUCACAUAUUCGACGCGAAUGGCGAUGGCGACUUGAGCUCGGAUGAGUUUGUGAGAGUUAUCCAGAGAAGGGAAGUCAGUUCUUCGCAAGCGACUUUGGGCGUGUCGGGGUUUUUGUCGUGCUGGGUUACUCAUGCCUAUAAGGUGUUUGUUAAAAUAGCUUGUAACCAAGAGGAGGUUAAUCAAGUGAUGGAAAUAGCCAAAACUGCUCAGAAAUUAUGGGCUAAGACUCCAUUGUGGAAGAGAGCUGAGCUUCUUCAUAAGGCAGCUGCAAUUUUGAAAGAACAUAAAGCACCCAUUGCUGAGUGUUUGGUGAAGGAAAUUGCAAAACCAGCUAAAGAUGCAGUGACUGAGGUUGUGAGGUCUGGGGAUCUUGUUUCAUAUUGUGCUGAAGAAGGUGUUAGGAUCUUGGGAGAAGGGAAGUUCUUGGUUUCUGAUAGUUUUCCUGGAAAUGAAAGGACCAAAUAUUGCCUUACUUCCAAGAUCCCACUUGGUGUGAUCUUAGCCAUUCCUCCAUUUAACUAUCCUGUCAAUCUGGCUGUCUCGAAAAUUGCACCGGCUUUGAUUGCUGGAAAUUCGAUCGUCCUCAAGCCUCCAACUCAGGGUGCUGUUUCCGCUCUUCAUAUGGUGCAUUGCUUCCAUCUUGCUGGUUUUCCUAAAGGCCUUAUUAGUUGUGUCACUGGUAAAGGUUCUGAGAUUGGUGAUUUCCUCACGAUGCAUCCUGGUGUAGACUGUAUAAGGUAA
Messenger RNA from Cucurbita pepo subsp. pepo (vegetable marrow), 813 nucleotides. The record is from RefSeq and is a predicted model, not a curated record. Lineage: Eukaryota; Viridiplantae; Streptophyta; Magnoliopsida; Cucurbitales; Cucurbitaceae.